This is a messenger RNA of Vitrella brassicaformis, 2963 nucleotides long. The record is from the annotation of a GenBank genome assembly. NCBI's taxonomy places the organism in Eukaryota, Vitrellaceae.
UGCUUGGUGGUAGGGGUGAAGCGGCUGGUGAUGUCUUGUCAUUGGUGUGGUCUCUUCUAUGCGGUAGCCUAUCACGUGUCGUUGCCCGCCAUGAUGUCUUUUCUUUUGCGUGUGCAUGGUUGCGCGUGUGGUUAGACUUCGGCGUGCCUCUCUGUUGCGACCAUACUCAUGCCAUUUCAGCCAGUGCCGCAUGUCUGUCUGUUUGCUCAUUACCGCGGCGGGGCUCUCCCCUUUAGCUGCCUUCUGUCUUCCUCUGCCAGCCCAGCCAGGACUUCCUGUGCAUGUGUCUGCCAAGUGCCUAUCGACUUAGAUCACACCGUACUGCAUCACAGUUAGUGCCCGCCCACAGCUCACUACCGUACAAGUAGACAGGCGCCACUGUGGCAUCAUACUCAGUGCUGUGUGAAGGGAUGGAGUGCACCUUAGGUAUCGUCUAUCAUAUGUUGCAGGGUAUCAUGGCCUGCCUGGCUAUUUCCUUCUCUCUCCCUCUGCUGUCUUCCUGUCUUCCUUCCCUAUGGGUCCCGUGUGUAUAUGGUGGUGUAUUCAUGUGAUUGGCUGAUCGUUGCUUUGGUGGCUCAGAGAGCGCUCAUUUUUCCACUUCCCCCUUCUGGCUUCUGUACACUUGCCAUGGCUCUUGCUGGGCGACAGCGCCCGUUCUUGUGUAUGUAGCCGGAAUCGGUGUUUGUCAACGUUCUACAAGGCAGCCAGUGCUCUCUGCUGCCAUCUGUUUGUCCGCCGGUGCCAGUGCAGGGAAGGGUAGACAGGCCGUGUGCAUGCUUUGCAUGUACAUGCUGCUAGUUUAGUGCGUGAGACAACAGGAUCCCUCCGGGGUUACAGACACGAGUCUCGUAAACACACUAACCAACCAACCAAUCGGCGUUGCUUUCCAUCUCACCUUCUACUGAUGGAGGUGUCGGUGCGCAUCAGCAUCAGCAUCGGACCUGAUGCGGCAGACUCACGUGGCCAGUGAGGUACGCAAUGAGAGAAAUUGCAUGAAAAACGGGAUACUGUCUGUGUGUGAUGCAGAUGUGGCCCGAAGGCAGUAAUGAGUGGAGGCUCGACUGAUGCAUGUGUGCCCCGUGGCUGGGUCGGACGCAGCGCUGACAUCAGAUUCCCCGACGACACCAGUGAUGCGACCAGGCAGCUGUCCGAGGGCAUCCUCUCGCGCACCUUCACCCGAGCCCAGGAGGUGACCGACCUCAUUCGACAGCGGGGAGCCGACCCCAAUGUACUCCCUCGGCUGCGUGUGGAGGGGGAGAGGACAGACCCCAUGGAGUACCCCCUGCUGUCCCUGUGCAUCGACAACCUCACGGACAACAGCGUGCCGUCCAUCUUCGCAGCAGACGGCAAUGAUGACUGUCCCGUCGCUCUGCCGCACUGGCCGUCACCCGACCUGCAGGAGGGCGUCAUGCUGGCACUCAUCGAAGGAGGCGCGGACAUCAACGCCAUCCCGACCCACGAGGACGGCCGUGACUGCCCGGCCGCCGCGCCCAUCUGCGUGGCCAUCAGAGCGUGCAAUGAGAAGGCCUUCAGACUGCUGAUGGCACAGGAGGGGCGACAGCUGGGGGGCCGUAAGGUGAUGCGGGUGCCAUGGACACUGGACACGGACCGGCCCACCGAGGACCACGAGGCCACCCUGCUGUCCUUCUACCAGCAGCUCAUCGAUCGCGACCCCACCCUCGCAACCGAGACUGAUAGAGAUGAUGGCGGCAAGCCGGUGCAUUGGGUGGCCUGCGCCCCUCUCGUGUGGUCCCAGUCCUUUAUCGACAGCUACCUCGACCUGUUGGUGGCCAAUGGGGCAGACAUGACGGCAGCGGACGACGAUGGCGACACGCCACUGCACUGGGUGGGAGGGUGGGGGAACCACCGUGUAGCUGCCUCCCUGUGCCGCCGCCUCCCGUCUGCCGACAUCAACAGAGGGAGGCCAAAUGACCCCACCCUCACACCCCUCGGCAUCGCUGCCGAAUGGCUCCAUGAGAACAUUCAGCUGGAGGAGGACGACACUGCGGACGAGACAGACAAGACAGAAGCCACCAACGAGAUUCCCCACCUCAAGACCGCCAUCCGUGUGCUGCUGUGGGCGGGUGCAGACAUCGCCCGGCUGCCUAUGGCCACCGAGCAGCAGCACCGUCGUCGGCAGCUGGUGUUGGCCGAGUACAAGUCGGUGCUCAACGAGCUGUCCGAUGUGGUCAUGGUUGCCAUCAACGCCGCCCUCGCCCCUCAGCGCGACUACUCGAUGCUUCUGGCCCGUCUGCUGCCCCUGGCGCCCCACCACGAUGGCCACGCCACCCACCCAUCGCCCUCCAACCUCUCGUUCGGCCCACAGGAGGCGGAGGCCAUCGGCUGGUACGUCGGGUCCUUCCUGCACGAGCCCUCGACAGCUAUGGCGACCAUCGAUGAGUACCUGAUGGGCGAAUCGCUGCUCAGGCGCCGUGUGCGUGCUGCCGUGGCGCAUUUCGUGAGGCGGGCUGCCACACGGACGAGCAGCAACCGGCAGGUGGUCGGGGGUAGCCGGCACGGGCAGCAGGACGGAGACGCGGAGAGCACCAAUGUCGCGAUGCCGCCCCUGCAGUGCUUCGCCGUUAAUGGGGGCCUGCAGGGAGGCGGGCAGCAUCGGCUGCUGGGUGUGCGUGAGGUGGUGCACAAGGCCCGGUUGGACGAGGCGGCUCGGCACGGCGUGGAGGGGGUGGUCAAGGGCUUCAACACCCACCUCGGCAAUAGCGACUGCCAGUUCCAGUGGCAGCAGCUGGGGUACAUCGACGGCAAGGGGCGCUUUGUGUCCCUUGCUGCCGAAUUCCAGCCUUGCCAUGAUUGAGUGAAUGAGUAGAGGCGGGUUAGUGAGAGGCGGGGGCUUGUCGUGAUGAAUGAAUUACAUUGCCUUGUCACGUGCAUCGACUUGAUAGACUUGUCUUCUUCUCUCCCUUCUCGUCUGUAUUUUCUCACGAGUGCAGACUCAUUUCGCG